This is a messenger RNA of Entelurus aequoreus (snake pipefish), 4267 nucleotides long. RefSeq names its product citron Rho-interacting kinase-like. The record is from RefSeq and is a predicted model, not a curated record. The coding region runs from base 451 to 1899 and encodes 482 amino acids. Gene Ontology annotation, cellular component: cytoplasm. The transcript has 14 exons. Lineage: Eukaryota; Metazoa; Chordata; Actinopteri; Syngnathiformes; Syngnathidae.
CCAAGCACCGCGUCACUAUUUUCACCAUGUGGAGCCAAAUUCAAGAUCGAUGGCUAAAUUGCGGAAUCCCCCCCCGAGCAACUACUGAGAGCUGGCGGCUGGUUGCGUUUCAAGCUGCAUGCAUAAAUGAGAUGAGUGACAUCUGCUGCAGCAUGGAGACCAAGCAAAGACUUGAGAAGAAGAAGCAGCAGCAGUCGCAGGUCGUGCUCGCUCUCUUCUCUGCUCUUCAUCUCUCUCCCCUGGAAGGAUGACACCCACAAAUUUGACGAAGCAGCGAAGCUCUCAGUCUGGCUGGUGGCUCCUCACCGACACCCCACAUGAAUGCGCGUACCGGACCAGGAGGUGCCGUAUUUAAGGAAAAGGAAUUAGUGCUACAACCAUCAGUUCUCCCGAACAGCGCCUCUCCUUUGAGAUUCUUUCUUAAAAACCAAAUCGUGUAUCUCUGGACACAUGUCACAGGUAGAGCAGGAGAUCUCACUUGUACAAAGAAAGAUGUCUGACCUGGAGUUAGUCCUGCAGCAGAAGGACAACGAGUUAAAGGCCUCAGAAAGUCAAAGGACGAUCCUAGAACAGGACCUGGCAACCUACAUCUCAGAAUGCAGUAGUCUAAAGCGUAGCUUGGAACAAGCUCGUAUGGAAGUGACACAAGAGGAUGACAAAGCUUUACAGCUCCUCCACGACAUCCGAGAGCAAAGUAACAAGCUUCAGGAAAUCAAAGAGCAGGAAUAUCAUGCCCAAGUGGAAGAGAUGCGAGUUUCCCUCCGUCAACUGGAGGAGGACCUAUCUGCUGCUCGGCGUCGUAGCGACUUGUAUGAAGCCGAACUGAAGGAGUCUCGGCAGAACAGUGAAGAAUUGAAGAGGAGCUACCAGCAUAGAUUGCAGAAGGCUAAAGAGCAAGGCAAAGCAGAGGCAGAUGAGCAGUUCACCAAACUCGACAAGACCAAUGCUGAGCAGCAGACAAAGAUCCAAGAUCUUCAGGAGAAGCUUACUAAGACAUUAAAAUCCAGUGCUGAAGCUACAGACCAUCUCCAAAGCAUGAAGUUGGUCAAAGAACGCCUGGAACGAGAUCUAGAGAGGCUACAGAACAAGGAAGACUCCAGUGACAGUCUACGCAGACGCCUUCGUGAGACUGAGGAUGGUAGGAAGACUCUAGAGAACCAGGUGAAAAGGCUCGAGAUCGUCGAGCGCCGUGAGACUAAAAUGAAGGACGACAUCCAAAGCAAAGGCCAGCAAAUUCAGCAGAUGGCGGAUAAAAUCAUGGUUUUUUUUGCUUACGGCUGUCUCGUCCACAUGCUAUUGAAAUUCUCCGUGUUUUAUCGCAACCAGCAUCCAGAUUACUUUGACUGCGUCAGAAAGGAGUGCGGGGGUUACAUGCGACCAGCCCUUAAAGACACCAGUGGGAGUCACGGUUCUCCGAUCAAUGGCAAGCUGCAAGGAGUCUUCUUUAGCUGCAAUACCGAGUUUGACACCGGCCUCCCCCCCAAGGACUCUCCGUACGGCCCCCUGCGCUUCCAGAUCCCGGCCGGACACCUGCUCAACCCCAACAUCUCCUUGUAUUUUGCAGACUUCUACUGCAUGUAUACAGCCUACCACUACGUGGUUGUGGUGCUGGCCCCAGUGGGCUCAGAGGGAGACAACUUCUGCAGAAGCCGUCUCCCCUUGCUGGACUUGGCCAGCAACCCCUUCUUGACGUACAGCGCUCCCCAGAGGCCGGGGGAGGAGCCGCUCUACUGCCACGCCAGUGACGUCAUCCUGGAGGUGCUUUUUACCGAGCCGGUCAGUUUGGAUGAGGGUACGGUGGAGCAAAUCAGCGGACACCAUCAGCUCAUGAGUUUGACCACGGCCAACGCCAAGAAAGACCCGAGCUGUAAAGUGUGCAACAUCAGCGUGGGCCGUUAGGCGAGAUCCAGUGCUGAAAGACAUCAUUAUGUGUAGGCCAAAACCCAGGGGAGAAACACCCACCACCUCAAGGGAGAGUGUGCAUGAUGCUUUCCUUACCCCUCCCUCCCAGGCUAGGAUAGAAUUCAAUACAAUGAUAUCUCACAUACACUAUAUUGCCAGAAGUAUUUGGCCACCUGCCUUGACUCACAUAUGAAUUAAAAGUGCCAUCCCAUUCCUAACCCAUAGGGUUCAAUAUGAUGUCGAUCCACCUUUUGCAGCUAUUACAGCUUCAACUCUUCUGGGAGGGUGAGGUCACACACUGAUGUUGGUUGAGAAGGCCUGGCUCUCAGUCUCUGUUCUAAUUCAUCCCAAAGGUGUUCUAUCGGGUUCAGGCCAGUGAAGUUCAUCCACACCAGACUCUGUCAUCCAUGUCUUUAUGGACCUUGCUUUGUGCACUGGUGCACAGCGUACUUGCCAACCCUCCCGAUUUUUCCGGGAGACUCCCGAAUUUCAGUGCCCCUCCCGAAAAUCUCCCGGGGCAACCAUUCUCCCGAAUUUCUCCCGAUUUUCACCUGGCCAACAAUAUUAAGGGCGUGCCGUGAUGGCUCUGCCUUUAUCGUCCUCUACAACCUGUCGACGCGUCCGCUUUUCCCCCAUACAAACAGCGUGCCGGCCCAGUCACAUGUUGUAUGCGGCUUCUACAUACACACGAAAGCGACUGCAAGACAUACUUGAUCAACAGCCAUACAGGUCACAAUGGGGGUGACCGUAUAAACAACUUUAACACUGUUACAAAUAUGCGCCACACUGUGAACCCACACCAAACAAGAAUGACAAACACAUUUCUGGAGAACAUCCGCACCGUAACACAACAUAAACACAACAGAACAAAUACCCAGAAUCCCUUGCAUCCCUAACUCUUCCGGGCUACAAUAUACACCCCCGCAAUCUCCCGAAUUCGAAGGUCUCAAGGUUGGCAAGUAUGGUGCACAGUCAUGUUGGAAGAGGAAGGGGCCCGCUCCAAAUUGUUCCCACAAGGUUGGGAGCAUGGAAUUGUCCAAAAUGUUUUGGUAUCCUGGAGCAUUCAAAGUUCCUUUCACUGGAACUAAGGGGCCAAGACCAACUCCUGGAAAAACAACCGCACACCAUUAUUCCACCUCCACCAAAUUUCACACUCGGCACAAUGCAGUACGAAAUGUAGCGUUCUCCUGGCAACCUCCAAACCCAGACUCGUCCAUCAGACUGCCAGAUGGAAAAGCGUGAUUCAUCACUCCAGAGAACGCGUCUCCACCGCUCUAGAGUCCAGAUUUUAUACACCUGUGGCCGGGCCAAGUGAUUAGGACACCUGAUUCUGAUCAUUUGGAUGGGUGGCCAAAUACUUUUGGCAAUAUAGUGUACCUCCAUCAUGGGCAGCUACAACACUAUACAUUCUAUUUACACACACAGCUGUUGAAAAGACUAAAGAAUCCUAUUAUAUUUUGUUUUAGUUAGUGACUAAUGUGGAGGUACCAAGCUGUAUGAACUGGAUACAACAUUUUUGGCAGCUUAAAGGAAAACUGCACUUUUUUGGGGAAUCGUCCACAAUCCCACGUCUUUCCCGUACCUGUGCGUUCUGAAUAGUGAAAAACUGCUUGUACAAGGCAGCUAACAAUGCAGGUAGUGGGGAUACGAUCUACUAAAAUACCAUCCAAAAACCACCAGUUAGAGUGAAAUAUGUGGGCAUGUCUUUGCGCGCUGGGAGCAGUGGGAUGUUUGCAUAUUUUCUAAAUAUUUACAUUUAAACUGGGUGAGACUUUUGGAUUUAACAUUUUGAUUUAGAUUCAACAUUAAUAUAUGCAUUUAACAUUUGUUUAGAUUAAACAUUUAUAAUUAGAUUCAACAUGUAUAUUUACCAUUCAUUUUAACAAUUAGAUUUAGCUUUUAACAUUUACAUUUAGAACAGAAUAGAAUAGUUAAGAAUGGAAUAAUCUUUAUUGUGAGAAGCUCUGCCAUCCGGGAGGAGCUCAAAGUAAAGCCGCUGCUCCUCCACACCGAGAGGAGCCAGAUGAGGUGGUUCGGGCAUCUGGUCAGGAUGCCACCCGAACGCCUCCCUAGGGAGGUGUUUACGGCAUGUUCGACCGGUAGGAGGCCACGGGGAAGACCCAGGACACGUCGGGAAGACUAUGUCUCCCGGCUGGCCUGGGAACGCCUUGGGAUCCCCCGGUAAGAGCUGGACCAAGUGGCUGGGGAGAGGAAAGUCUGGGCUUUCCUGCUUAGGCUGCUGCUCCCGCGACCCGGCCUCGGAUAAGCGGAAGAAGAUGGAUAGAUGGAUGGAUGGAUGGAUGGAUGACCACAGAAGUGGAAAAAUGUCUUUGGCUCACCAACGUAGGUGACAGACUUCACUAAA